Messenger RNA from Phodopus roborovskii (desert hamster), 2805 nucleotides. It is a transcript of the gene Golga5, whose product is annotated as golgin A5. The transcript is spliced from 13 exons. Gene Ontology annotation, biological process: retrograde transport, vesicle recycling within Golgi; Golgi organization. Gene Ontology annotation, cellular component: Golgi membrane; Golgi cisterna. The record is from RefSeq and is a predicted model, not a curated record. Lineage: Eukaryota; Metazoa; Chordata; Mammalia; Rodentia; Cricetidae. Bases 269 to 2551 code for a protein of 760 amino acids.
GCGUGGCCAGGCGCUAGGGCCCCGCGGACGCCGGCGCCGUCGCCUGAGUGCCGUGCUUGGCCGGCCGGCGGCGCUCGGCUCCUCGCCGCUCAGGCAGCUGGGCGGCCACUCUGUUUUGAGGUCCUCGCCGCCCUUCCACGUCUCCCGGAAGAGGUAGCCGGCAGGUCCGGGAGCAACCCGCUGUGGAGGCGGCCCGGGUGGGCGACGAGGCCGUUGCGUUGUCGCUCGGCGUCCUCAGGUUCAUCAGUAGGACUACCCUGCUACCGUCAUGUCUUGGUUUGCUGAUCUUGCUGGAAGGGCAGAAGAUCUUUUAAACCGAGUUGAUCAAGGGGCUGCAACAGCUCUCAGAAAGGAGAAUACCAGCAACACCUAUUAUAGCAAAAAUAAUGACUAUCCUGAACUUCACCAGCAAAGCACAGAUCCAACAUACCAGACUGGACCUAAAGCUAACUAUAUUUCCUCAGCUGCUGAUAACAUCAGACUUCAAAAAGCCACUGUCCUAGCUGGCACAUCAAAUGUGAAAGUGGGGUCCAGGACAGCUGGGGAGGCCUCCCAUGCCACUGAACAUGCAUCUGUCCCUAGGCCUUCAUCACAGUUUGUCCGAAGGAAAAAGUCAGAGCCUGAUGAUGAGCUGCUAUUUGAUUUUCUUAACAGUUCCCAGAAGGAGCCCACUGGGAGAGUGGAAAUUAAGAAAGAGAAGGGCAAAGUACCAGUCUAUCCAAGCUCUCAGUCCUCAAGUGUCAGUUCUGUGAACACCGGUGUAACUACCAUCCAGGCCACGGAAGAAAGUCCUGGGAGCCAAAGUCCUGAAGUGAAUAGUUCUGAGUCUGUGCCUGAAGGCCACCAGGAAUCCUCGAAGGAAAGCAUGGCAUCCAAUGCCAGCAGUGAGGAGCACAGCACAGAGCACAGCACGGAGCAUAGCCAGGCACCUAGUGACGGUAGCAGGUCACAUGAACUGUCUAAUCUCCGCCUGGAGAAUCAGCUGCUCAGAAAUGAAGUCCAGUCUCUAAACCAGGAAAUGGCCUCAUUACUUCAGAGAUCCAAAGAAACUCAAGAAGAAUUAAAUAAGGCAAGAGCAAGAGUUGAAAAAUGGAAUGUUGACCAUUCAAAGAGUGAUCGAAUAACUCGUGAACUACGAGCCCAAGUUGAUGACCUUACAGAAGCAGUGGCUGCAAAGGAUUCCCAGCUGGCUGUCCUCAAAGUGCGGCUGCAGGAGGCUGACCAGAUGCUGAGUUCCCGCACCGAAGCACUGGAAGCCUUACAGAGUGAAAAGUCACGAAUAAUGCAAGAUCACAAUGAAGGCAGUAGCCUACAGAAUCAAGCUCUGCAAACACUUCAAGAGAGGCUGCAUGAAUCGGAUGCCACUCUGAAGAGAGAGCAGGAUAGCUACAGACAAAUGCAGAGUGAGUUUGCUGCACGCCUUAAUAAAAUGGAAGUGGAGCGCCAGAAUUUGGCGGAAGCAGUUACCCUGGCAGAAAGAAAGUACUCGGAGGAGAAGAAGAAGGUUGAUGAGCUCCAGCAGCAAGUCAAGCUACACAGGUCGAGCUUGGAGUCUUCUAAGCAGGAGUUAAUUGACUACAAGCAGAAAGCUACACGGAUACUCCAGUCUAAAGAAAAAUUGAUAAACAGCUUAAAGGAAGGCUCGAGUUUUGAAGGCCUAGAUAGCAGUACUGCCGGCAGCAUGGAGCUAGAAGAACUUCGGCAUGAGAAGGAGAUGCAAAAGGAGGAGAUCCAGAAGCUGAUGGGCCAGAUACAUCAGCUGAGAUCCGAGCUACAGGAUAUGGAGGCUCAGCAGGUUAGUGAAGCAGAAUCAGCAAGAGAACAGUUACAAGAUCUGCAAGACCAGAUAUCUAGGCAGAAAGCAUCUAAACAAGAGCUGGAGACGGAGCUGGACCGGAUGAAGCAGGAAUGCCAUUACAUGGAAGAAGAUCUGCAUAGAACAAAGAACACACUGCAAAGCAGAAUUAAAGAUCGAGAGGAAGAAAUUCAGAAACUAAGGAAUCAGCUCACCAACAAAACUUUAAGCAACAGCAGCCAGUCGGAGCUAGAGAGCCGACUCCAUCAGCUGACGGAGACACUCAUCCAGAAGCAGACCAUGCUAGAGAGCCUCAGCACAGAAAAGAACUCCUUGGUCUUCCAGCUAGAGCGCCUGGAGCAGCAAGUGCACUCUGCCUCCACCGGGCCCAGCAGCGGGUCCUCCAUUAACAUGUCUGGGAUUGACAGUGGUGAAGGGACACGCCUGCGAAAUGUUCCUGUUCUUUUUAAUGACACAGAAACUAAUCUGGCAGGAAUGUAUGGAAAGGUUCGCAAGGCUGCUAGCUCCAUUGACCAAUUUAGUAUUCGCCUGGGAAUUUUUCUCCGAAGAUACCCCAUAGCAAGAGUGUUUGUAAUUAUCUAUAUGAAAUGCACCAUGACCAACCGUAUGGCAAGUGAAGUGAGCCGCUGGUUCCCAGGAGUGCCUGCCAUUGUCCAGAGCUGGGAUCUGAGGGAAGACAAGCACCUAAGACUGCUCGGAACAGUGCACAAGAUGCUUCACCCGGGAAGCUUUUAAUCUUUAAGUUAUUCUCUGGUGUCUGACUCUCCCUGAUUUCCAUGAGUCUCUAAAUGCAGACAGUAAUUUGACAAAUUCGACUCUGCUUUUUCUGGUACAGUUGUCCUAGAUAUGGAGAGAGGGAGAGAGGAGACCGACCUGGGGGUUGUUGCUCUGUAUAGACCUUUCUAUAUUUUAGGUGACACAGAUUAUGGGUUAUAAUCAGGGAAACUAAUUGUAUUUAGGGAUAAAAAUAAAGAUUUCUUUUUUAAUAA